AUGGAUUCUCUUCCCACAGCAGACACCUGGACCGUCAGCGCGGGAGGUGUGGGCUCCGACGGUGGGAACCUGAGUGCUGCGCUGGGAGCCGGGGCGGCCACGGAGGCGCUGGGGGCUGAAUGGCUGCAGUUGCUAACGCAAGCCGGCAACCUGUCCUCGUUUUCACCCUCUUUGGUGCCCGGACUGCCUACGGUUUCCCCUGCUCUGUCGCAGCCCCGGGCCAACCUCACCAACCAGUUCGUGCAGCCCUCCUGGCGCAUUGCGCUGUGGUCCCUGGCGUAUGGUGUGGUGGUGGCCGUGGCCGUCUUUGGCAAUCUCAUUGUCAUCUGGAUCAUCCUGGCCCAUAAGCGCAUGAGGACUGUCACCAACUACUUCCUCGUCAACUUGGCUUUCUCCGACGCCUCUAUGGCCGCUUUCAACACCUUGGUCAACUUCAUUUACGCGCUUCACAGCGAGUGGUACUUUGGGGCCAACUACUGCCGCUUCCAGAACUUCUUUCCUAUCACAGCCGUGUUCGCCAGCAUCUACUCUAUGACGGCCAUUGCGGUAGACAGGUAUAUGGCCAUUAUUGACCCCCUGAAACCCAGGCUGUCUGCCACAGCUACCAAGAUUGUCAUCGGAAGUAUUUGGAUUCUAGCAUUUCUUCUUGCUUUGCCUCAGUGUCUUUACUCCAGAACCAAAGUCCUUCCUGGACGUACUCUUUGCUAUGUGCAGUGGCCAGAAGGCCCUAAACAACAUUUCACCUACCACAUUAUUGUUAUUAUACUGGUAUACUGUUUCCCGCUACUCAUCAUGGGCGUAACAUACACGAUUGUUGGAGUUACCCUCUGGGGAGGAGCGAUCCCAGGAGACACCUGUGAUAAGUAUCAUGAGCAGCUGAAAGCUAAACGAAAGGUCGUAAAAAUGAUGAUUAUUGUUGUGGUGACAUUUGCCAUCUGCUGGCUGCCCUACCAUAUUUACUUCAUCCUGACUGCAAUCUAUCAACAGUUAAAUAGGUGGAAAUACAUCCAGCAAAUCUACCUAGCUAGCUUUUGGCUAGCAAUGAGUUCAACCAUGUACAAUCCCAUCAUCUACUGCUGUCUGAAUAAGAGAUUCAGAGCUGGGUUCAAGAGAGCUUUCCGCUGGUGUCCUUUUAUCCAAGUUUCUAGCUAUGAUGAGCUGGAGCUCAAGACCACCAGGUUCCACCCGACACGGCAAAGCAGCCUGUACACAGUGACGAGGAUGGAGUCCAUGACGGUGGUGUUUGACCCCAGUGAUGCGGACAACACCAGAACCAGUCGCAAGAAGAGAGCUGCACCAAGAGAAGCACAGUGCACUGCCUGCUCCCGCAGGAAUUCCAAAUCUGCUUCUACCACAUCCAGCUUCAUAAGCUCACCCUAUACCUCUGUGGAUGAAUGCCCUUAA
Molecule: messenger RNA, 1404 nt
Organism: Ochotona curzoniae (black-lipped pika)
Lineage: Eukaryota; Metazoa; Chordata; Mammalia; Lagomorpha; Ochotonidae
Gene: TACR3
Product: tachykinin receptor 3
Exons: 5
Coding region: 1-1404 (467 amino acids)
Biological process (GO): G protein-coupled receptor signaling pathway; positive regulation of flagellated sperm motility
Cellular component (GO): plasma membrane; sperm midpiece
Molecular function (GO): tachykinin receptor activity
Source: RefSeq, a predicted model, not a curated record